Ostertagia ostertagi is the source of this 1851-nucleotide messenger RNA. The record is from the annotation of a GenBank genome assembly. Lineage: Eukaryota; Metazoa; Nematoda; Chromadorea; Rhabditida; Trichostrongylidae.
GUUACAAGAGGGCGAGGACGAACUCAGAAGAAGCUUCAUGGCGAUGAAGCUCGCGUAGAAACAAAGUCGUUUCAAGCACCAGGAUUGAAAAAGGAGUCGACUCAAGAAGAUUGUUUAUCAGCAAAGGCAGAAAGUGUAUGUUCGCCUCCAAAAAGGGCAAAGAAGGUAUGGUUUGGGAUAGAGCGAAGCGCUAGGAAAGUGCUUUUCGCCGCCGACGACACUCUAAAGAGCUCACCGAAAAAGGAAAUAGAUGUUGAGGUACCAUCAAGCACAAACAAGGAUUCGGGUGCUAUAACCUGUGUUUCUGAGGCCGUUAAAGCAGAGGCCUCGGCAGAAAUUGAGCCAUGUGAUGCCCUGUCUCCUGCAAAGGACCCAUUAAUUUCUAGAGCCGAUGAAUUAAGCGAGAAACUUGCCUUGAAAGCUGCUCAAACUAAACUACGUGCUCGAAUACGAAGUGUUGCUGAUCUGCAGGCGGUGCUAGCCCAGAAAGGCGCUGUAAGGGCAGUUCAUGAACAGGCUCAGAAAAUCAAGAGCAAACAGCGUAUGAAACCGUCGACAUCUGCUGUACCCGAUUUCGUUCUUCCUACUCACAAAACACCUGCGAAAAAGUCCUUAGACGAAUUCGAACUGCACGAAACAAGACAUGUAUUUGAAUACGGCAAAGCUUCACGUCUUAUUGAAGAAGUCAAGAGAAAUUCCACCCUUCCUUUACCCAGGCAGUACGAACAUUUACACGAGACGUUCCAGUCGUGUGACAGGGUGGUUUCUAUUUACACUAAUCAGGGAAGACGAUGUGCAGUUCUGGAGAUUCAGAAAAAUGUCGAAAAGAACACACACUUAAGUUUCACUCGCAAACACCUUGCCCAAAUAGUUCAAGUCUAUCCGACUUCGUAUGACGUUCGUCUGGACAAGCGGUGGAAUGCAUUUGGUGGCGAUGCAGAAGUCAUACGGAAAGAUGGAAUUAGUAAUGGCAGUCAAUCUUGUAGAUGGGAUCCAGUGCUGGACGCAAGACCUCGUCUUGAAGGCUGGCGAAUGAUUUGUAGAAGUCACGUGUUUAGACAUAAGCUAGUGGAAAUUGCGAAGAAGUUCCACCAAAAGUUCCUGGAACGUUUAGGGCUUAACCUGAAGGAAGUUGAACUCGCACGAUUGCGUCGCUUCCAUCCUAAGUUUGAUCUUGAGCAAGAAUGUGGAGAAAUAGAACAGGCGGAACUUCCUGAAGUGGACCACGGCGCAGCUGAGCGGCAUCUUGAAAUGAAGGAUUACCUUGCUACGGUUGAUACCACUGUACCACUUCCAAAAGCAGUUUCUGCUGCGCUUGAAGAUUUGAAAAGUCCGCUGAAGAAGCUCGUAAGCUCUAAUGCGGCAGUACCACUCUCACCGCGAAAAUUUGCUGAGAAGCAAGCAUCAAAACCGAAAGGGGCGAUGUCGUUGUUGGAAAGGAUUCGCGCGAAAGAAGCGGAAAGAAAGGCCGCCGAAAAGUUGAGAGAUCCUGUAAUAGACAGAAAAAUUGAACUCCUUCAGCGAAUUCUACAUGGCCUCUUACGAUGUAUUACGACGUACUUCGCCUUCAAGAAAGUUCGCUCUAUGGAAUUGAGGACGCGUGGCUCCGAGUCAGGUCAUGAAGAAGCCAGUCCUGCAAAUGAAUUCGAGCGUGCUUUAAUUCCGACUCCUGCACUGUUUGCAUAUAUUCGAUUCGAACAAGAGAUGAAGGAGAACAACUACACGGCCAUCGAAAAGGUGAUACAAGAGGAGCUGGCACGUCUUCGAACUAGUGCUCCGUCUGCGUCUCAGCUUCAGCAAGGUGUUGCCGUGGCUGACGUAGCUAAGAAAGCUGUUAGAGCUCUAUUUUAG